GCUUUACUAGUAGAAAUUGGUCAUAAGUGUAAGCGGUUACCAUAUGCAGGUUGCAUGCGGAACAGUGGGCCUUUUUAAUAAUUGCUAAUUACAUUGUGCAAUCAUACGGAGGUUUGUUUCACGCAAUAAAGUCGAAGUGAAGUGCGACUCAUUUUAGAAUUUCUAAUAAACAAAACAAAGGCGGAAAACAAUAAAAAUGACUAAUUCAACUAUUUCGGACCAAUCCCUCAUGGAUAAAUCCAUGCGAAGUGUCUUCGUCGGGAAUAUCCCGUACGAAGCUACCGAGGAAAAUUUAAAAGAUAUUUUCAGUGAGGUUGGACCAGUAUUGUCAUUUAAGUUAGUUUUUGAUCGAGAGACUGGAAAACCUAAAGGAUAUGGUUUUUGCGAAUACAAAGAUCAAGAAACAGCACUUAGUGCUAUGCGAAACCUAAAUGGUUAUGAAAUUGGAGGCAGAACAUUACGUGUUGAUAAUGCUUGUACAGAAAAAAGUCGUAUGGAAAUGCAAAGUCUUUUACAAGGUCAAAACACGGAAAAUCCAUAUGGUGAAGCAGUUCAAGCAGACAAAGCGCCUGAAGCUAUUAGUAAAGCAGUAGCUUCGCUACCUCCUGAACAAAUGUUUGAACUCAUGAAACAAAUGAAAUUAUGCGUUCAGAAUAAUCCUAACGAAGCAAGACAAAUGCUUUUACAGAAUCCUCAAUUGGCAUAUGCAUUACUUCAGGCACAAGUUGUAAUGAGAAUUGUUGAUCCACAUACAGCCGUUAAUAUGUUACAUAAAGCUAAUCCUAUUCCGGGUGUACUUGUACCUCCAGAAAAACCACCGGUUAUAACAGCACCUCCUCCUCGUAUCGAAGAACCUUGGGUUGCAUCUCGGCCUCCUCCACCCAUACCUGUAAAUCCACCUGCUCCAAUCUUUGCUAAUCAAGAUGUAGAUUUAAGGACUUUAGAGAGGCAAAUUGAUCCCAGAAUAGCAAGAAUGGAUCAGGAUUUGAGAGGUCCACCGCCGCAAACAACUGUAGCACCUCCUCCGAUAGUUACAGCAAUUCUUCCUACACCAGCUGAUCCAAGAGCUCCACAAACUUUCAACUUAGGCGAAACUGCUCUACCCAUGGAGGGAAUUGACAGUUUUGCGCGAGAUCCAAGGGCUGAUCGAUUUUCAAGAGAUCCAAGAGAUCCACGUGAUCCAAGAAUGCCUGUUGAUCCUAGAAUGGCUGCUAAACCAAAUGUACCUACCGCACCAGCUGUACCACCACCCCCAAUUGGUACAACUACAGUUACAGGAACUUCAAUAACAAGUAGUAGUGCACGAUUAAUGGCUGGAAUGUCACCAGCUGGAAAUAUUCCUAGUGGGGCAACUGAUCAAGAGAAGGCUGCUCUAAUCAUGCAAGUGUUACAACUGUCUGAUGAACAAAUAGCUAUGUUACCACCUGAGCAACGACAAAGUAUUCUAGUACUCAAAGAACAAAUUGCAAAAAGUACACAACGUUAAUGCAAU
This is a messenger RNA of Ceratosolen solmsi marchali, 1492 nucleotides long. RefSeq names its product cleavage stimulation factor subunit 2 CstF64 (gene CstF64). The transcript is spliced from 8 exons. Gene Ontology annotation, biological process: mRNA 3'-end processing. Lineage: Eukaryota; Metazoa; Arthropoda; Insecta; Hymenoptera; Agaonidae. Gene Ontology annotation, molecular function: mRNA binding. Gene Ontology annotation, cellular component: mRNA cleavage and polyadenylation specificity factor complex. The record is from RefSeq and is a predicted model, not a curated record. Bases 197 to 1486 code for a protein of 429 amino acids.